This is a messenger RNA of Caenorhabditis angaria, 5431 nucleotides long. The record is from the annotation of a GenBank genome assembly. NCBI's taxonomy places the organism in Eukaryota, Metazoa, Nematoda, Chromadorea, Rhabditida, Rhabditidae.
AUGAAAUUUGCUAUAAUUUUUGGACUGUGCUUGAUUGGAUUUUCAAUUCAACAAACGCCUUCUUCAAAUGUCAACAUACCAUUUCCAACUUGCACACCGAAAACAACACAUUCCACGUAUGAAGAUACACUUAUUGUUUUUGUUUUUGAUUAUGAAGGAGAUCCUGAUUUGGUGAGUUUUAAUGAAAUUCUACGAGGCAAAACAAGUUCGCACUUUUGUGUGAAUAAUCCUAUAACUUAUUCAUUUCAGUCAGAAGCAAGAAGUUAUCUGUUCAAACAAUUUGCAUGUGAAAUCCCAAUUGCCAAUAACAUCAAAACACAUCUUAUUCAUUUUGGGCAAAAUGAACCCACUUCAUUCACCGAUGCUGAUUUUGUGAAUAGCGGAAAAAUUGUGGAAAAACUAACAAAUCCAUUUACUGCGCGAGAUAAUUUAGAUCCGAGAUGCGAACGUUUGAAAACACAUUUGGCAGCUCACAAGAAUAAUGCACAUGUCAAAAAAUAUAAAAAUGUUCACUAUAUCAUUGUGAUCGAUUUAGCAGAAGUAUGCCCAGGACUGGAUUCCAAACUCAACAAAUGGUUUCUGUUUUAUAAAGUUAACAAUGCCCGCACGAUUUUAUCAAUGUUGGAUGACUAUGGCAACUUCAUUAAUAUCAAUACAUCAGGUUAGUUUUUAUUUGAAUCCAACAAGAAAAACCUCUGAGAACAGUUGAAAAUUCGAUCAGAUUUGCAUUUAUCAAUCUUUUUCAUCAAAAAAUUUGCGAAAAUCUUUGAAAAAUGAUUCGAAAUCAAUAAAUUUUUCAAAAUCUCGUGUAUUUUUCACCAAUAAUCCUUUUUUUCAGCCGCAACCUCGAAACCACUCGAAACAUUUGCCAAUGAGAUGUAAGUUUCACUCAAAAUCAAUCAAUAUUUUUGCAAAAAUCGAUUUAUUUUCAGUGUCUCCGAGAUUUUCGACAGUCAAACAACAACAACAUCGUCGUCUUCCUCAGAACCUGACGAGAAAUCGGAUGAAAUUCCAAUUGAAAUAUGGAUUUUGUGUGGGAUUAGUGCUUUGUUGCUUGUUGCUAUUAUCGCUGUUUGGGUUCAUCAUUAUUAUGCUAUGAAAAAAAUAAAUCAUGAUAACAAGAUAGCAGAGGAAAAGGAGAAAGCGGAAGCGGAAGCUGAAGCAAAAGCAAAGGCAAAAGAAAAUGCUUCGAAACCUGCUCAACUUCCAAAACCAAUUUCAAAACCGCCGCCAAAACCGAAAAAAGCAGAAAAAAGUGGAAGUGCUCAAAGUGUUUUGACUAAUAACACCUCUUCUCAAGCCAAUUCGUAUGUCACUGAAACACGGGCUGAUUUGAGCACAACGACCACACAGAAGAAGACAAGAAAGUACGAUUUUGAUGAUGACGCCUGUUAAAAGGUCACAAACUCGAUUUUUUUCAAAUUAAACUUAAUUUCGUGCGUUUUUUUAAAUAAAUAUUUUUUAUCCAAAACAUUUUGAGUUUUUCAAUAGAUUCUUCAUCGGAGAUGAUUUAGAAGUUCGAAAAAAACAGUGAAAAAUGGCUUUAGUAAAUCGUAGAUUUUUGAAUUUUGCAACUUCUAAACCAGAUUUUGACGCGAAGAUCGUGCAUUAUGUGAGCAGUGUAUGGCUAAUGUAUAAAAAUAUGUGCAAUCUUGUAAAAUUUCGUUCAAAAAUCUAGUUUUGUGAAUUACAUUGAUGAAAAAAUAUUAUACUGUAAUUCAAAAAUCCAGCAUUUCAAUCAAAAAUGUGAACUUGUUCAUUUUUCCGGAAGUUUUCCCGAAGCCUCGAAAUAUUCCGCAUAAUCAAAAAAAAAGAAAAAAAAACAUAAAUUCAAAAUUUUAAAAACGUGGAACGUGAAACGUGUCCCAGUUUCGAAAAGAUGACGUGGCUCAGUUCGAGCACAAAACCAUCAGUAUCAAUUUAUUUUGGUUCCGCUACUGGACGCUUCGAAGAUAUCAAAAGGUAUGCAGGGGAUUCUGAGGGUUCCCACUAAAUAUAACCGGGGAAUGAGAACCUCAAGAAGCUUUUGAAAACGAAAGGCAGUAUUAUUUCUCCUGAUAACUUGAAUUCCCGCAAAUUUUUGCUUUUUAGCUUCCAACUAUUUUGAAAUUGCUGGUUAGAAUCAAGUAGAUAGUUUUCCUGAUUCAAUUCAAUGAGAAGAAUUAGCUGAUAUACUCAAAAUUCCCCUGAAUUUCUACUGAAAUUAGGCUCGAAAAAGGUUUUUCAAAAAGAAAAACAGAAAAUUUUCGAAAAAAACGUGGCACGUGAAACGUGUCCCAGUUUCGAAAUGAUGACGUAGAUUAAUAUCUAGAGCAGCCGAAAUCAGUAUCAGUUUAUUUCGCUUCGACAACUAGACUCUCCGGAGAAAUCAAAAGGUAUUUUGGGGAUUCUCUGGCUUCCCACUAAACAUAAUCGGGAAAUAGGGACCUUAAGAAGCUUUUGAAAACGAGAAUCAUUAUUAUUUUUCCUAAUAACUUGAAUUCCUGCAAAUUUUUGCUUUUUAGCUUCUAACUAUUUUGAAAUUGCUGGUUAGAAUCAAGUAGAUAGUUGUUCUGAUUGAUCUCAAUGAGACAAAUCAGCUGAUAUGCUCAAAAUUCCCUGAAAUUCCCUCUAACUUGCUUUUUUGCUGAAAAAUUGCUGAAAACGCGCUGAAAUAAUAGCUUGGCCUGCAAACACCGCGACGCACAAAUGCACAUUUUGUGUACCGUAGUGAAGACGCCAAAAAACUGGCGAGAAUUCAUGAAUUCCUACUGAAAAUAGGCUCGAAAAAGGUUUUUCAAAAAGAAAAACAGUAAAUUUUCGAAAAAACGUGGAACGUGAAACGUGUCCCAGUUUCGAAAUGAUGACGUAGAUUAAUAUCUAGAGCAGCCGAAAUCAGUAUCAGUUUAUUUCGCUUCGACAACUAGACUCUCCGGAGAAAUUGGAAGGUAUUUUGGGGGAUUCUUAGGGUUCUCACUAAAUAUAGCCGGGGAAUAGGAACCUUAAUAAGCCGUUGGGUUUUUCUCUCAAAAAGAAAAACAAAAAUAAAUAAAUAAAAUUCACGUGAAACGUGACCUAGUUUCGAAAAAGAUGACGUGUAUCAUUUCGAGCGCAACAUCAUCAGUGUUUACUUUUUCAGUUCGACUACUAGCUAUGAAAUUCCCCGUCAUCUUUGGACUCUUUUGGAUUGGAUCCAUGGUUCAACAAACACCAUCUCCAAAUGCUAACACACAACUUCCAACUUGCACACCGAAAACCGCAACAAAUUCCAUGAAUGAUAACACACUCAUUGCUUUUGUUUUCGAUCAUAUAGCAGAUCCUGAUUUGGUGAGUUUGAAUGGGAUGUGCUUCUAGGUGACAAAACAAGUCCGCAUUUUUUUGGUAAUAAUCCUAUAACUUAUUCAUUUCAGAUAAAAGCAAGAAGUUAUCUAUUCAAACAAUUUGCCUGCGAGAUUCCAAUUGCCAAUAACAUCAAAACACAUCUUUUUUAUUUUGGACAAGAUCAGCCAAUUCCAUUUACUGAUGCUGAUUUUGUGAAUAGUGGGAAAAUUGUGGACAAACUUGCGAAACCGACUGCACGAUCAACAAAUCAAGACACAUGCAAACGCUUGAAGAAACAUCUUGCAGCACAUAAGGAUAAUGCGCACGUCAAACAAUAUAAAAAUGUUCAUUAUAUCAUUUUAAUCGAUUUAGCAGAAGUAUGCCCAGGACUGGAUUCCAAACUCAACAAAUGGUUUCUGUUUUAUAAAAAAAUUGGGACUGGCAUCCUAUCUUUAUCAAUGUUGGAUGACUAUGGCAACUUCAUUGCGAUUGAUUCAUCAGGUGAGUUUUUGUUCGAAUCGAGCAAGAAAAACCUCUGAAAAUUGCUGAAAACUCGAUCAGACUUGCAUUUUUCAAUCUUUUUCAUCAAAAAAUUUGCGAAAAUCUUUGAAAAAUGAUUCGAAAUCGAUAAAAUUCUCAAAAUCUCGCGUAUUUUUCCUCAAUAAUCUUUUUUUUCAGCCGCCACCUCGCAACCACUCGAAACAUUUGCAAAUGAGAUGUAAGUUUCACUCAAAAUCAAUCAAUAUUUUUGCAAAAAUCGAUUUAUUUUCAGUGUCUCCGAGAUUUUCAAAAAUAAAACAACAACAACAUCGUCAUCAUCUUCCUCAGAACCUGACGAGGAAUCGGAUGGAAUUCCAAUUGAACUAUGGAUUUUGUGGGGGAUUAGUGCUUUGUUGCUUGUUGCUAUUAUCGCUGUUUGGGUUUAUCAUUAUUAUGAUAUGAAAAAAAUCGAGCAUGAUAACAAGAUAGCAGAGGAACAGGAGAAAGCGGAAGCGGAAGCUGCGGCGAGGGCGAAAGCAGAAGCAGAAGCGAAAGCUAAAGCUGAAGCUAAAGCCAAAGCCAAAGCGGAAGCUAAAGCUAAAGAACUCAACUCAAAGAAGUCGGAGAUGAAAUUAACAGCGCCGAUAAAAUACGUCGAUUACCAUGGAAAACGCAUGCCGACAGCCGAUGGACAGACAGUUUGCGGUGUCAAAUUAGACAACAUCGACAUCGAUGUCAAUAAGCCCGCAUACGCUCAUCCAGGUCUUGAGAGAGCUCAAAAAAUGACUCCAUCUGAAAGAGACAGAAUGACAUCGUUGGAAAAGGCUGAGGAAAAGAGCCCGUCGGCGUAUCUUAUGCAAGCAAGAAACAUCCCCCUUGAGUACACCGACGAGGAAUACGAAAGAAUGAUCGACGAUCAAGAUUAUGCCGACAAACUGAUAAGAAAGAAACGAGAGGAGGGAGCGAAGAAAAUGAAAGAGGCAAAGAAAAAGGAGAAGGAAGAGGGAUCAGGAAAGAAGGAAGAAGGAUCGAAAAAGUCAGAAAAGGAGGAUGAGAAGUCGGGAAAAAAGGAUGAGAAGUCUGGAAAGAAGGAAAAGAAGGUUGAAAAAUCCGGAAAGAAAUCGAAAAAGUCGAAUAAGAAAGUUGUGGAAAAGAAGGAUAAUGGGAAAGGAAGAAAGAAUGCCGGAAAAGAUGGAAAGAAAAAGGGCAAAAAGCGUGUCGGAACUUUCGAUAAAGAUGGAUUGUUGAAGGGGCGCUUCACGCUUCAACCCAUGCCUGAGCAUUUGCUUGUAUAUCGUGGAUUCGGUCAAAACCCGGCGGAGAAUGAUGGAAUCGGGCUGAAAGAGGCCGAAGUUGAUGGAGAUGGCGAAAAUCCGGCCAAAUAUGAUGGGGGCGAGAUGGAAGGCGCCAAAAAUUUUGAAAUUGGCAAGGAAUAGUUCGUCUCUACUCGUCUAUACUAGUAUUUAUGUGUGUUUUUGUGUUGGUUGCGUGAAGGUUAGUCGGAUUCCUCUAAAAAUGUCCAAAGGGUCACUACAAAAUUCUCCAAAAUCUAAUAAAAUUCUGUUUUUUUUUUCAGAUUUGUUCUUCAUCCGCACCACACCAACUCGUCAUGCCAGUUUUGGCUUUAAUUUCAUUCUUUUUUUUCUUGUGA